AUGGCAACCAAGCUCGACGUUCCUGCCGUCGCCGACUUCAACUACGACAAGGCUAUGGCGGCAUGGCAUUCUGAGGUGACUCGGCGCACUACGACUGCAACGUCAACCUCGUCUGAACGGAGGGACCUGGCCCGCACACCCAGAGCAGCAGCGGCAGCAGCAACGCCAGCAGCAACGCCAGCAGCAGCAACAGCGCCACCAGCAACAUCAGCGCCAGCAGCAGCAGCAGCGCCAGCAUCAGGAGCAAUAUCAGCAGCAGCAGUUGCAACUCCAUCAGUUCUCCAGUCUGCUGAAGCCUUUCAGCAGAUGGUGCAGCAGAUGCCAGUCGGCUUGGCCAUGCAGGUGAUGCAACGACAGCAAGCAGCCACUCCACAAGGUGCUGCAGGAACCCCCCAGUGCUCUAUUAUGUGA
Sycon ciliatum is the source of this 411-nucleotide messenger RNA. Its product is annotated as methylmalonyl-CoA decarboxylase subunit gamma-like. Lineage: Eukaryota; Metazoa; Porifera; Calcarea; Leucosolenida; Sycettidae. The transcript has a single exon. The record is from RefSeq and is a predicted model, not a curated record. Bases 1 to 411 code for a protein of 136 amino acids.